Messenger RNA from Aphanomyces astaci, 2054 nucleotides. Its product is annotated as TKL protein kinase. Gene Ontology annotation, molecular function: ATP binding; protein kinase activity. The transcript has a single exon. NCBI's taxonomy places the organism in Eukaryota, Oomycota, Saprolegniomycetes, Saprolegniales, Verrucalvaceae. The record is from RefSeq and is a predicted model, not a curated record. Gene Ontology annotation, biological process: protein phosphorylation. The annotation marks the transcript as partial.
GUUCAUUUGGACAUUCUCACAAUGCUCAAGUGGAGUGAGAGCUCAGACUAUGUGCGUCGAUACAGAGCAUUGGAGUCGGACGGAGCUGCAGCGCCUUCCACAUGGAGCAUGUAUCCAUCGGCGCUCCCUCGCGCCGCCACGUCACGACUGACCAUGUACAACCUCACGAUCACAGACCUGUCGUCGUUUGCAGUUCAGGCGUUGGCGUGGGACGCGGGUCUCGUGGCUAUCAAUCGGUCUGGAGUGUUUGCGUGGACACAGGUGUAUGUAAAGCGCCAGAGCGACUCCAUGGCCGACAUUGCUGCCACAUUCGACUCGUUCGUGACAUCCCCGUCGCAGACGACCCGGGAAUGCAUUGGCGGUCCCAACGGCAAGUUCUUGCGACAAGAGCGAACCGACUACUCGACGUUCUCGGCCAAAGUCACCCAGUGCGCCGUGGAACUGGUGUCGGACGUCCCCGACGGCGCCUCGGCCAUGUUCGCACAGGACGCGUUAAGUAGCACCGCCGUGCCAGUGCUACUCCUCCGUCGACACGUCGGCCCCAACAUAAACGAAACCAACAUGGCCAUCCACACGUCCCCGAACUUUGGUCGAUGGCCGUGGGGGGAGUGCCCAUCACCUAGCCAACCCUCGGGUCUGAUCAUUCCUUGCGAUUUUGACUUGAAAGGAGUGUACUUGCCAGUACCCAGCCCAGCCAUGAAUGUCUGGCUCAAUGGCAUCUCGACUUUAAAGCAAAGCAUGGCCUCCACCACCACUCAUACACCGUCGUCGUCCAUUGCAAACACACCAUCCACACUGUCACCAACUCCAGCAACUCGACCAAUUGAAGACAGCAACGCCACCAAUCGUUCUGCAGCCACGUUGACGCCAGUAGUGGCCUACAUUGGCGGCGCACUCGGGCUCCUCGCGUUGAUACUUCUCUUAUGGUGCUGCCGUCGACGGCAUCGACGGGCCCACCCCCCGCCGCUCUAUUUUGAACCGUUUGUCGAACUCCAUGCGACGCCCAAGGGGCUACACGCUCCGCCUCGCCCGUCCUCCGCUCGUCCCGCCUACUCGUUCCGCUGUGCUCCGCCGUCAGCCCACCCCUUUCCAGCGCUAGACGCGUCCAACCUCGUCCUGCAUCUGAAUCCGUCCAAACGACUCGACUUCGACACCAUCGAGCGGGUCGAAGUGCUGGCAUGUGCCAGUCUAACGAGUAUCUAUUUUGGCUACUACUGCGACCGUCCCGUGGCAAUCAAAGGGUUUGCAACGUCGAAACUGCAUGAGAUCAACCAGCGCCAUCUCGACGCGUUCACGGACCAGAUCCGCCUCAUGGCGUCGUUCAAUCAUCCCAACAUCGUGGCCCUAGUCGGCUUUGCAUGGCACAACCACCCCCAGUCCCUUGUGGCCGUCACCGAGUUCGUUUCCCAGGGCAACUUGCUCGAGUUUCUCGUCGCCCAUCCAGGACUCGAAUGGACCAACAAGGCGCGAUUGGCGCUGCAUGUCGCCCGCGCGUUGCAGUACUUGCAUGUGAUGCUGUGUCCUUCUGUCAUCCACCGCGACCUGACGACCAAACAUGUGCUCAUCUCGUGGCCGUACGCAAAGUUGAGCGGCUUUAGCGUGUCAAGGCACACCCACGAAGAAGACUCGGCGGACACCAUGACCGCGGGCGUGGGCUCUGGUAUGUAUAUGGCCCCAGAGGUGCUUUGUGAAUCGGGCCACUACUCCGUCGCGGCAGACAUGUACUCGUUUGGAUGUGUGUUGGUCGAGCUUGACACGCAAACCCCACUGUUUGCCACGGCCAAUUCCACGUCGGUGCUCCUCGAACUUCUCAACGGGACUCGAAAGCCACAGGUAUCGUCAGACUGUCCUGACCCCAUUCGAGACCUGGCCGUCCAGUGCUUGGAAGCCGAUCCGUCCCUGCGGCCGUCGGCGUUCGACGUUGCCCGGGCGUUGGAAGCAUUUACUACUAGUAUCCAACAACCAUAAUGACAAGGAAUGGAAUGAUGGUCUCUGGGACGUACAUUCCGACCAGAUCGAUUGCUGAUUGGCUCUUGAAUUGAAUGUGAAUCUUC